AUGUCAGCGGAAGCGGCGGCGCCAAAAACCGGAAACGCAACCGGUGAUCCAUUAGUUGGUCGAGACUCAGCAACCUUUCUUCCCACAGUUUGGGGCGAUCACUUCCUCCACAAUAAUGUGGACGACUCCCCUCAGGGUGGGCUCCUUUCGGUCGUUAUGCAUGAAAGCGAGUAUGAAGUUUUGAAGGAAGAGGUGAAGAGGAUGGUGACAACCGAUGAUGAUGGUGGUGAUGAUACUCCCCAAGCAAUUGCCAACAAGUUGCGGGUGAUAGAUGUAGUUCAGCGACUAGGUGUUGGGUAUCACUUUGAAACGGAGAUUGAAGGAGAACUUGCAAAGGUGCAUGCUCUUGGAGGCGAACUAUUCGCUAUUCGUGAUGACAAUAACACGACCCCCAAUGUUGAUCUAUAUCAUGCUGCUCUUUGGUUUCGAAUCCUCAGACAACAAGGCUUUCAAGUUUCCCCUGAUGUAUUUAGAAAGUUGAAGGACACCAGAGGAAGGUUCAAGGAAUGGUUGGCUUCGGAUGUGCAAGUGCUUCUGAGCUUGUACGAGGCAGCACAUGUGGCGGUCCAUGGAGAAGACAUAUUGGAUGAAGCCCUGGACUUUGCCACCAAGACUCUCAAGUCCAUUCUCCCUGAACUCAGCCCUUCGUUCCAGAAACAAGUAAACUUUUCCCUCGGCCUCCCCGCAUGGAAAUGUGUCCCCAGGACACUUACUAGGAACUUCAUCGACUUCUAUUUUGAGGAUCCAUCUCAUAACAAUAAACUCCUUCAAUUCGCAAAGUUGGACUUCAACAUGCUUCAAAAAUUCCACCAGCAAGAGCUCCGCGAAAUAUCAGAGAUGGAUGUUGGGGCUCUUGAAACAUUACCCGACACAAUGAAGGACCUAUAUCAUGCCAUCAUUAAGUUGUAUGACGAUAUCGAGAUUGAACUUGGAAAGAGGGGGCCUACGUUUGCUGUUGAUUAUGCUAAAGGAGAAUUGAAGAAAAUAUGUCGAGCCUACUUAGCUGAGGUCCAUUGGCGCGCAAAAGGCUAUAUUCCAACGCUGGAGGAGUACAAGCUCGAAGCAUAUGUCAGUGGCGGUUUACCCCUUCUCUGCACAUCUACUUUCAUUGGCAUGGAACCUGAAAUAGCUACGAGGGAGGCUUUUGAAUGGGUAACCAAUGAACCUAAGAUGGUAAGAGCCGUCGCUCUUAUUGGUAGGUUCCAAAACGACAUUGUUUCUCAUGAGUUCGAACGAGAAAGGAAGCAUGCAGCUUCGGCAAUCGAAUGCUACAUGAAGGAGCACUCGACAUCAAAGGAGGAAGCUAUUGAAUUUUUAUGGAAUGAGAUUUCUAAAGGUUGGAAAGAUAUAGCUGAAGAGUGUCAGAAACCAACUCCACUUCCAGUAGUCCUCACAGACCGCGUGCUCAACUUUGCACGUUCCAUUAGUGUGAUAUAUGAGAAGGGUGAUGGCUACACGGAUUCUAAUCUUUUGAAGGCCCACAUUGCUGCACUGUUCGCUGUUCCAGUACCUCUUUAA
This is a messenger RNA of Linum tenue, 1518 nucleotides long. The record is from the annotation of a GenBank genome assembly. NCBI's taxonomy places the organism in Eukaryota, Viridiplantae, Streptophyta, Magnoliopsida, Malpighiales, Linaceae.